Messenger RNA from Siniperca chuatsi (mandarin fish), 2308 nucleotides. RefSeq names its product VRK serine/threonine kinase 3 (gene vrk3). NCBI's taxonomy places the organism in Eukaryota, Metazoa, Chordata, Actinopteri, Centrarchiformes, Sinipercidae. Gene Ontology annotation, cellular component: cytoplasm; nucleus. Gene Ontology annotation, molecular function: ATP binding; protein serine/threonine kinase activity. The transcript has 16 exons. Gene Ontology annotation, biological process: signal transduction; peptidyl-serine phosphorylation. The record is from RefSeq and is a predicted model, not a curated record. The coding region runs from base 152 to 1807 and encodes 551 amino acids.
AAAACUGCUUGGCUGCAACUGUCCUCAACCCCUGCAGGGGGCAGCACUCCGCCCGCACAGCGCCGACUGCAGGAGUAUUUAUCCGGUGAAGAAGAAGCACCAGCACGAAACCCGAAAACACAGCCUGAGCGGGGAGGAGUGUUUGGGAAGAAUGCCUUUCCAUUUCUGCCCUCAGUGUGGGACAAAGUUGAAGCCUGAUUUCAGAUUUUGUCCAUCGUGUGGGGAGAAGCUUCCCUGUCUUGUUGAUGAAUCUGGACCUUUGAGCUCGACAGCGUCUUUAAGUCUCUCUCCACCCAAAAGGGAUGAAGCAGCAACAUCAGUAGUUAGAACAAGCGUUGCUUCAAGCACAAGUUGUGAGCCCACGGAAAGUAAGGCCCACACGUGUAUCAGCUCAACUCCAAUUACAACUCGUCCUGCACUGCGAAAGACCCGUAACUCCCUUCGCCUGGACAGGGAAGUUAAAUUUAACAUUAAAGACGCCACUCCACCUGUGGUGCCCUCCACUUACCUUGCCAGAGAUGACGGGAUUGAAGAUAAUGGUGUUGGAUUGGUUGGAACUCCACCAAAGCAGCACAGAGUCACUUUUAAAUUCGACGCAGAGGUAGAGCCAAAGCUAGAGUCUUCCUCUCCUCCUGUUAGAAAAUCUCCUCGACCUGUCAGGGGAAAGGCAAAACUCUCCAGCCCUGCUGUGAAGCAGGUAGAAGAGGGAAAGAGGCUGACUGAUAAAACAAGUAAAAAAGCAGAGGAAUCAACGGUAGACGGCUCUCCUAUGGCUGUCUCUUCCCCUGUUUCAUCACCAGUCUCCAGGUCUCCUUUAAAAGUUACAGGUAAAAGCAAAGCCAAGAAGGCAAGGUCUGGGUCCGCCGUGGAUCCGCUGCAGGAAGGUGAGGAGGUGACGGACACAACGGGCAAGAGGUGGAAGCUGAUGAAACUUCUCAGUCAGAGCACGACAGAGCUCAGCUACGAAGUUUCACAAUCCAAUUCCAAGGAAUCAAAUCACAUCCUCAAAUUGGGAGCUAAAGAUGGAAGAAUCUUCAAUGAGCAGAACUUUCUGCAGAGAGCUGCUAAACCUGCAUCUGUGGACAAGUGGAUCAAACAAAACAAGAUGGAUUUUCUGGGGAUUCCUUCCUGUGUUGGCUUUGGCCCUCAUGCAGAUUCCUACAGGUUUCUGAUUUUCCCUAGCAUGGGUCAGUCUCUCCAGUCUGUUAUGGAGGAAGAAGACGAGCUUCUGUCUGAGGAAGCUGUUCUUCAGCUCGCCUGUAGAAUAUUAGAUGUGCUGCAGUAUAUCCAUUCAAACGAGUAUGUUCACGCUGAUAUUAAUGCAGAAAACAUUUACAUCAAACCAGGACAGAAAUCACAGGUAUACCUGGCAGGAUACUGCCAUGCUUUCAGGUACUGUCCAGGUGGACAACAUGUAGAGUACCGUGAAGCCAGCAGAACACCACACGAGGGCACCAUAGAGUUUAUCAGCCUGGACGCACAUAAGGGAGCAGCUCCGUCGCGACGCAGUGACCUGCAGUCUCUGGGUUACUGCAUGCUGCGUUGGCACGCGGGGACGCUGCCGUGGACCAUCCUCACUCACCCAGACCAGGUCGCCACGCAGAAACAGAGGUACAUGGAGGAUGUUCCUGCACUGUUGAGUCACUGCUUUGGGAAGAAGAGAGUUUCCGAUGCAUUUCAAACGUACCUGACUGCAGUGAUGGCUCUGCAGUACUCUGAGCAGCCGGACUACACCGCACUGAAGGCCGGACUCAGUGCCGCUUUACUGCAGCUGGGGGGAUCACCGGAGAAGCCGCUCAGUUUUUAGAGAAAUGGAACAAAAAGAAUACAGUUGCAAGAUGGACUGUGUUUUUGUUAAACUUGUUUUAUCAUGCUGUGUUUUAUCUGUCAUGUUUUAUUGCACUGAAAGCAGAUUGUUGUAGAGUUCAAUGUGUGUAAACACGUCAGGUCGAUGGGUUUUGAUUGGGAUCAUCAUUUUAAGCAUUUAUGAUAUUGUUGUGGGUUUGAUUUGGGUGAUUUUGACACUUUGCUAGUUAAAUGUGUGUUCUUCUAAAUUUAGUCUGAUUUUAGGUAUUUUAACUGGUUCCUUGUUCCAACUGUUUUCUGUUUAAUGAAGCGUUUUUAAUGAAUUUACCUGUUUGGGGAUUGACAAUGCAAAUAAUUUGUACAUGUCUUUCCCCUCAACUUACUACUGAUGGAAAUUUCCUUAAGACAAGCCAACACAGAGAUGUGGAUUAACACAACUCCUCAACCCUUCCUUAUAUGUAGGCAUAGUUCAUUUGCCUGAAUAAAAUGUCUGUAUUUCUUA